AUGGAUGUUGGUAUGGUUGAACUUAAAAAAGAGUGUGAUCUUACAAAGAUGCUAGAGUAUGCGAAGGAAAACAACUAUAGGAUAGAUUUGUAUGUUAAGCAUUUCUUCCUCGAGGAAGGAACAGGGCAGACAUCUAAUGACAUCUAUUCAAAUGUUCGUCCAGAUGAACAUGCUAGCAAUGACAGUCAUGAUGUAGGCUAUUUAAUUGAUGAAAUUGAUGAUUAUGAAUGGGAGGACAGUGACUACUCCAUGGGGGAGGAUGAUGACAGAUUAUUUGCAGAAAAUGUGGAUGAAGAAGCUGAAUGGAUAGGUAGGAUAAAGCAGACACUGGGAUUGUCAGAAGAUGGGGAUGACAGUGUUGGACAAGAUUCUGAUGAAGAGUUGUCUAAGGGAUCAGAUGUGGAUUCUUUAGAACAUUUCAUGGAGACUCUGGCAGAUGAGUGUAUUGUGGGAAUGAAGAAGAUAACUUGGCCAUUUUAUGAAGACUCAGAUGAUCCUGCUUGGGAGGUUGGCAUGUUGUUCAAAGACCAGCAAGAAUGCAGAGACUCCAUGAUCAAGCACAGCUACAAGCAGGGCAGGCAAAUCCAUUUCAUUAAAUCUGACAAGAAGAGAGUCAGAGCUGUGUGCAAGCAUCCAUGCCCUUGGUAUAUGUAUGCAAGCUUAAAUUUUGAUAAAACUUUUCAAAUGAAGCAAAUGGGUCCAGCACACACUUGUGUUAGACAGCAAAGGGAUCUUCCUUUAAUUCAUUCUGGCUUCCUAGCUGAAAAAUAUGAAUCUGAGUUCAGGAUUAAUCCAAAUUUGCCCAUCACUGCUUUCCAUAAGAGGGUUCUAAUGGACAUUCAAGUGGAUUUCAAUCCUAAUGUGCUGAGGAGAGCUAGGAGGAAGUGUAUGAAGAACAUAAAGGGCAUAGAUGCUGACCAGUAUGCAAAGCUAUGGGAUUACAGGAUGGAGUUGUUGCAGAGGAAUCCAAAUUCUACUAUUGAGCUUCAAUUUGAGUCAGGCCAUCCUGGAGUUUUCAAAAGGAUGUACUUAUGCUUUGGAGGACUGAAACAUGGAUUCAAGUUAGCUUGCAGAAGAGUAAUUGGUCUUGAUGGGACUCACAUAAGAAAUCACUACAAAGGCCAGAUUCUCACAGCAGUUGGAGUAGACCCAAACAACUGUAUGUACCCUCUUGCUUAUGCUGUUGUUGAAGCUGAAAACAGAGACUCUUGGGAGUGGUUUGUGAAGCUCCUUAGACAAGACAUUGAUGCUGGGGAUGGCAGGGCAUGGACCAUUAUAAGUGAUAGACAGAAAAGACUCCUAAAUGUUGUUGCAGAGCUCUUGCCAGCAGCUGAACACAGGUUUUGUGUUAGACACAUGCAGAACAACUUCAAGCAAAAGUAUCCAGGAAGGUCCUUGAAAGAUAAGAUGUGGUGUGCUGCUAGAGCUCCUAAUGUGCAAAAAUUCAAUGAGUACAUGGAACAAGUUAAUAGUGAGCUGCCUGCUGCUUUUGAUUGGUUGGCGGAAGUUCCUACACACCACUGGUCUAGGCCAGCUUUCAAAUGUGAGAACAAAUGUGAUAUUCUAUUAAAUAACAUGUGUGAAUCAUUCAACAGAAGCAUUGUGGUUGCAAGGUCUGAAUCUAUACUUGUAAUGCUUGAGAUGAUAAGGGAAUAUCUCAUGAAUAGAUUACAGAAAAAAAAAGAGAAGGCUGCCAGUUGGGAGGAUAGGAGAGUGACUCCAAAAUGUGGAUUGAUGAUUGACAAAUACAAGAGAUGGAGUGGUAAUGUUUAUGCUGCAUAUGCAGGAUAUAAUGAGUUUCAAGUUAAUACUGUUAGUGGUAAUCGAUUUGGUGUUGACCUCAACAACUGGACUUGUGGAUGUCGUAGAUGGGAGCUAAAUGGGAUUCCAUGCCACCAUGUCAUAUCUGCCAUCAACCGGCUUGGUCUAGAUCCUUAUGAUUUUGUUGAUGCUGCAUAUUCAAUUAAAUCAUAUGCACAAUGCUACUCAGGAAUCAUUUUUCCUAUGAAUGGGAAAGCUUACUGGAAAAAGCAUGGUCAUGAGGUCAAGCCUCCUCUCAUUCAAAAGCUACCAGGAAGGCCUAAAAUGAAGCGGAGACGUGAUGGUAACGACGACAAAGAUAAAUGUAGUAAAGAUGGGGCCAAACUGUUGAGGAGGGUGGAUCAGACUAGUGUUAGGUGUAGCCUAUGCAAGCAGAGUGGGCAUAAUAAGAGAACAUGCAAAGAUGCACAUUCUUCAACUGACGACCUUAUUGGUGCUACUGGUGUCCAAACACCAACGGUUGACACUGCAGCUGUUCCUGAGGAUGCUGACGGACACCAUGACUGCAUCUUGGAAAUGGAUUUGCAUGAGGCACCAAUACUUACUCAAGGAAGUCAAAGCACACAAGGAGAAGGCAAGCACACUCUCAAAGGUGGUAAGGGGAACAAUAACAAACGACUGCCUCCUACAAACUACAAUGGACCCAGUUUACACGGUUAUAGUUUGAGUGAACCUGUCCAGCAGUUCAAGACUAAUGUGGGUGGAACUGAGGUUGUAUCGGCAUCAUUUACAAAGAAAGGCAAGUAUAUGGUAACACAUGGUGCUCUAUCACAGGCUCUGGCAGCAGCUAAAAGGAAGCUUGGUGAGGCCAAUAGUGAUGCAGCAGUCCAGUCUGAUGAAAGCAUGCAUAAAGAUGGUCAUGGAGAUGAGGCUGGUGGGGAGGAUGCCACGUAG
Molecule: messenger RNA, 2715 nt
Organism: Daucus carota subsp. sativus
Lineage: Eukaryota; Viridiplantae; Streptophyta; Magnoliopsida; Apiales; Apiaceae
Exons: 5
Coding region: 1-2715 (904 amino acids)
Molecular function (GO): zinc ion binding
Source: RefSeq, a predicted model, not a curated record